AAUGUCCUGCUGGAUUUUAUGCAAAAGAUAUGGAGGAAGAUUUCUAUUUUACUUCCAAUCCGUCCUAUGGGUUCUAGUAAACUGAAGCUUAUUUUUCCUUGAGCUUCCGCAUAUUCAAAUUCUUUCUCUUAAAUAUACUUUCUAUCUGGUUGGUAUGAUCUCUUUUAUUAUGACUUUCAAAUAAAAUGAUUCAAGUGAGCUUUAUGGAUUUGGUCAUGCCACAUGUUGGCAAAUCCAAAGAACAAAAAGAUAAAUCUGAUACUAAAGAUAAGAAAGAGGGAAAGGUCAAAAAGAGGAAACCCAUUACUGAAUUUGAUGAAUACUCCUUUUGAGAUGUUUGAGACGGAUACGUGUUACAUUUUGAUCAUCACUGCAUCCUCAUGGGAAACUGAGUUGCGUAUCAAAACUAUAAGCACUUUAUUGGAUUUCUCAUAAAUGGGAUAUUUAAUUUGCUAGUCCCAAACUUCCUAAUCAAACUGAUAUUCUCAGUCCUGGGAUACAAGCAUUAUGGGUUUAGGCUAUUCAUGGUGAACCUGCAUGCAAUGUUGGUUGCUUACCUGGGAAUAGCAUGACUCAUUCUUUCAAUAGCUUUAGUAGCCCUUCUCUGGACUAACAUCAGCGACACCUUGGAGUAUUGGGAAGAGAAAAUUAGAAAGAAAAAUCCUAAAGAAGCAGAUAGACUCAAAAGAAGAGGUCUUUUUGGUGGAGGAAAACUAUGAUUGAUGAAGUUUUACAAAGUGAAAAGUUUCAGAGAAAUAAUAAUGUAAAUAUAACCAGGAAAACAUCUAAAUCAAGUUAUGAGAUCUUUCUUAGCAACUAUGGCAUAGUUAUAAUUGAAUUAAAUGCAAAU
Moneuplotes crassus is the source of this 850-nucleotide messenger RNA. The record is from the annotation of a GenBank genome assembly. NCBI's taxonomy places the organism in Eukaryota, Ciliophora, Spirotrichea, Euplotida, Euplotidae.